Molecule: messenger RNA, 1623 nt
Organism: Rhodamnia argentea
Lineage: Eukaryota; Viridiplantae; Streptophyta; Magnoliopsida; Myrtales; Myrtaceae
Product: high affinity nitrate transporter 2.4-like
Exons: 3
Coding region: 14-1606 (530 amino acids)
Biological process (GO): nitrate transmembrane transport; cellular response to nitrate
Cellular component (GO): plasma membrane; plant-type vacuole membrane
Molecular function (GO): nitrate transmembrane transporter activity
Source: RefSeq, a predicted model, not a curated record
CUCUCUCUCUCAAAUGGAUGGUAUUCAAGGCUCGCCGGGAAGCUCGAUGCACGGAGUGACUGGCAAAGAGCAGACCUUUGCCUUCUCCGUGGCCUCCCCGGCCGUCCCGACCGACCCCACGGCCAAGUUUGCUCUCCCCGUGGACUCCGAGCACAAGGCCAAGGUCUUCAAGAUCCGCUCCCUCGCCAACCCCCACAUGAGAACGUUUCACCUGUCCUGGAGCUCCUUCUCUGUCUGCUUCGUCUCCACUUUUGCCGCCGCCCCCCUUGUGCCCAUCAUCCGCGACAACCUCAACCUCACCAAGGCCGACAUCGGCAAUGCCGGGGUUGCCUCAGUCUCUGGCAGCAUCCUGUCCAGGCUAGUCAUGGGCGCCGUCUGCGACCUCCUCGGCCCCCGCUAUGGCUGUGCCUUCCUCAUCAUGCUUACCGCCCCCACCGUCUUCUGCAUGUCCCUCGUCUCUAACGCCGGCGGCUACAUUGCCGUCCGCUUCAUGAUCGGCUUCUCCCUCGCCACCUUCGUCUCGUGCCAGUACUGGAUGAGCACAAUGUUCAACAGCAAGAUCAUUGGCCUUGUCAACGGCACCGCCGCCGGCUGGGGCAACAUGGGCGGCGGCACAACCCAGCUGAUCAUGCCCCUGGUCUACGAGGUGAUCCGGAGGGCCGGCGCAACACCCUUCAGUGCCUGGAGGAUCGCCUUCUUCAUCCCCGGUUGCCUUCAUGUGAUCAUGGGGAUCUUGGUACUUACUCUUGGCCAAGACCUGCCUGACGGGAAUUUGGGCACACUGCAAAAGAAGGGCGAUGUUGCCAAGGAUAAGUUCUCCAAGGUUUUGUGGUAUGCUGUUACGAACUAUAGGACAUGGAUCUUUGUUCUGCUCUAUGGCUACUCCAUGGGUGUCGAGCUAACGACCGACAAUGUCAUCGCCGAGUACUUCUAUGACCGGUUCGAUCUUCAACUCCACACUGCUGGAAUAAUUGCUGCUUCGUUCGGGAUGGCAAACUUAGUGGCUCGUCCAUUCGGUGGAUUUGCUUCGGACUAUUCAGCCAGAUACUUCGGCAUGAGAGGCAGAUUGUGGGUGCUUUGGAUCCUCCAAACUCUAGGUGGAGUCUUCUGCAUCUGGCUCGGCCGUGCUAACUCGCUCCCGAUCGCCGUCCUGGCCAUGAUCCUUUUCUCUGUCGGAGCUCAAGCAGCGUGCGGGGCGACGUUCGGGAUCAUCCCCUUCAUUUCCCGCCGGUCCCUGGGCGUCAUAUCGGGUCUUACCGGCGCGGGAGGGAACUUCGGGUCCGGACUGACCCAACUGGUCUUCUUUGCGAGCUCAAGCUUCUCCACGGCGACCGGCCUCUCCCUCAUGGGGGUCAUGAUCGUGUGCUGCACGCUGCCAGUGACCCUGGUGCACUUCCCGCAGUGGGGGAGCAUCUUCUUCCCGCCGUCAAAUGACAUAGCAAAGUCCUCGGAGGAGUUCUACUACGGGUCCGAGUACGAUGAGGAGGAAAAGCGCAAGGGCAUGCACCAAGGGAGCCUCAAGUUUGCCGAGAACAGCCGCUCCGAGCGCGGGAGGAAGGUCGCCUCCGCCCCGUCCCCAUCCGGGUCGACCCCAUCGCACGUCUAGGAAUUUUCCCAAAGGAA